CAAAGCAGGCAGAUUAAUUGGCUUGCAGCGUGGUCACAAUCUCAGCGGACGUCUAGCAAUACGCAAAGACCGCAAUUAACAGCCAACGCUUGAGAAGAGUGCAGUUGAAUGGAGAGUUGUGACGUGUGGUUAACAAAUUUAGUACUUUUUUAAGAAAUAACACUUGACUACAUAGAAUAACGAUGCUGGGGCUUAAGAAACUUCAGUGGACUCUCGGUAUUAUUUGCCUUAUCGGGGCUAUGUUCGCUUACAGACGAAGCAACUCGGUGUUCGAAUCAGAGGUCCCAAAGCUAAGCCUUCAUCAAUGGUGGGGAGAGGGCGCGGAACCAGAAGACUGGGCUGCAUAUGUGAAAAAUUCAUCGGAGGUGGUUGGUAAUAGACUCAUAUUCCCGGAUUCGACCAUUGACGAACUGCGACAGAGAUUGAAUCGCACAUUACGUCUGACUGAGUCAAUGACUCCAGAUUUUAGAAAUGGUUUCAACACUCAGGAGCUACUGAAAAUCGUUGAUUAUUGGCGUGAUAAAUAUAUGCCACGUUGGCGAGAACGUGAAGUGUUCAUGUGGCAGUUCAACCACUUUACAACCGAAAUUCAGGGCCUGCGUAUGCAUUUUUUGCAUUUAAUGAUUUACGAAGAGAACAAGGUUGGCAAACACCAUUACCCUGUACUUUUGCUGCAUGGCUGGCCCAGCUCAAUACGGGAAUUUUACCCGCUCAUGCACAAGCUUCAGCAAACGCAUUUGGAUAAAAACAACCCGUACAUAUUCGAUGUGGUGGUGCCGAGUAUACCGGGUUUCGCUUGGUCGCAGGGUACUUCCAGGGAAGGUCUGGGACCAGCGCAAGUCGCCGUCAUUAUGCGCAACUUGAUGCUUCGCCUGGGUUAUAAGAAAUUCUUCAUACAAGGCGGUGGUUUUGGUUCGGUAAUCGGCUCGCAUAUGGCAACAAUGUUUCCAGAAAAUGUACUUGGAUAUCAUUCAAAUUUAUGUACUGUAUUUACGAGUAGAUCGGUUAUGAAGGGAAUUUUAAACGCCAUAAAGCCAAACUUUUUCUUCCGCCAUGGCUUUGAGGAGAUGUUCCCACAUUGGGAGUCAAUAAAACGUUUAAUUGAAGAAACUGGAUACUAUCACCUACAAGCAACAAAACCGGAUACAAUUGGCGCUGUGCUCUCUGACAAUCCCGUCGGUUUAGCCGCUUACAUUUUGGAUAAGUGGUCUUCUUUGACGAAUAAAUACUAUAAGGAUAGUUCUAACGGUGGUCUGCGUAAACGCUUCAAGCUGGAUACGCUCCUGGAUAAUGUAAUGAUAUAUUAUUUGACUGAUUCCAUAACUACCUCUUCACGUCUUUUCGCCGAACAUCAUUCUCCUGAGCAACGCGCACUGCAUAUGGAUAGUGUUCCGACGGAUGUGCCGACGGGUUGUGCACGUUUCAAACACGACUUGAUACACUUUCAAGACAACCAACUGAAGGAUAAAUAUCGGAACUUAAUUCACAGCACAUACUAUAAAGAUGGCGGUCACUUUGUUGCUUUAGAAAUGCCCCAACUGUUGUAUACAGACUUUAUUGAAUUUGUCAAGAAGGUGGAGAAGUUUAGUAUUUAAGCUCUAAGAAAACCUUGUUGAAAUUUAAAAUACUUUUGUUCUAAAGUUUGUGUGACAUAUCACUACUGUGACUUAAUAAAAUGUUG
Messenger RNA from Bactrocera tryoni, 1681 nucleotides. RefSeq names its product juvenile hormone epoxide hydrolase 2 (gene Jheh1). Gene Ontology annotation, biological process: epoxide metabolic process. Gene Ontology annotation, molecular function: epoxide hydrolase activity. The record is from RefSeq and is a predicted model, not a curated record. NCBI's taxonomy places the organism in Eukaryota, Metazoa, Arthropoda, Insecta, Diptera, Tephritidae. Bases 183 to 1595 code for a protein of 470 amino acids. The transcript is spliced from 4 exons.